GGUCUAAUGAGACAAUAUCCCAUCCUUCAAAUUUUACUUAGGCCGCUGUUUGGCCCAUAGAAAGAACAAACGGACAAACAGAGGGAAGAUAAUGGGGCGACGUUUAAGUGUAAAGUUGACAUUAGACAAUAAGACAAAAUUCAGAUCACCGAACUUGAUCUCUCAGCAAUCAACGAAGUACGAUGUCAAACGCAGAGAGCAGUUUCAAAAGUUCGAGAUGGUCUCUAAAGGGAAUGACUGCUCUUGUGACUGGCGGCACACGUGGAAUUGGGCAUGCAGUAGUGGAGGAACUGGCUGGGUUUGGUGCUUCUAUACACACCUGCGCAAGAAACGAAACUGAGCUCAAUAAAUACUUACAAGACUGGCGAAGUAAAGGGUUUGUGGUUACAGGGUCAGUUUGUGAUGCAGCAGUUUCUGCUCAGAGAGUGAAGCUGAUGGAAGAAGUUGGCUCCAUUUUUAAUGGCAGACUCAACAUACUUGUAAACAAUGUUGGGACAAAUGUCAAAAAACCAACUAUGGAGUACUCUGCCGAAGAAUUUUCAAAGAUAAUGACUACCAACUUUGAAUCGGCAUACCAUCUGUGCCAACUUGCACAUCCUCUUCUAAAAGCAUCUGGAUCAGGGAGUAUUGUGUUCAUUUCCUCUGUUGCUGGUGUUGUGCAUAUACUUACUGGAUCCAUUUAUGGAGCCACUAAAGGUGCAAUGAAUCAACUUACAAAAAAUCUGGCUUGUGAGUGGGCAAAGGACAAUAUCAGGGCAAACAGUGUUGCUCCCUGGUACAUCAAAACCUCGCUGGUACAACAUGUGCUUAAAGAUGAAGAGUUCGUGGAAAAGAUAGUUGCUCGAACUCCUCUUGAACGCAUUGGAGAACCGGAGGAAGUUGCAUCGCUGGUGGCAUACCUUUGUCUACCUGCUGCGUCUUACAUCACUGGACAGAUUAUUUCUGUUGAUGGUGGAUUCAGUGUAAAUGGUUUUAACCCUAGAUUUUAGACUAAAUGAGAAAAUUAGACAUUUCGGUUACUCUCAGUGCAGAAGUUCCUCGACUAUUCAGCACGAAUAACUUGUCCCUAGCGUUUUAUAUAUUGACGAUGCUCAAAAAGGCCGAAAGGCCAUAUCUGAAAUGUCUUGUGUCAUUGUUCUUGAGAAACCUGUUCUCCCUUACAGAACUUCACUCUCUAUAGAGAUUUUAACUUGCUUUGAUUUAGAGAUCAA
Molecule: messenger RNA, 1211 nt
Organism: Pistacia vera
Lineage: Eukaryota; Viridiplantae; Streptophyta; Magnoliopsida; Sapindales; Anacardiaceae
Product: tropinone reductase homolog At5g06060-like
Exons: 5
Coding region: 183-989 (268 amino acids)
Molecular function (GO): oxidoreductase activity
Source: RefSeq, a predicted model, not a curated record